Molecule: messenger RNA, 1022 nt
Organism: Malurus melanocephalus (red-backed fairy wren)
Lineage: Eukaryota; Metazoa; Chordata; Aves; Passeriformes; Maluridae
Gene: GLO1
Product: glyoxalase I
Exons: 6
Coding region: 46-597 (183 amino acids)
Molecular function (GO): metal ion binding; lactoylglutathione lyase activity
Source: RefSeq, a predicted model, not a curated record
CUCUUCCUCCCCUUCCUCCUCCUCCUUUCCGUCCUCUCUCCCGACAUGGCGGCCCCCGCGGAGCCCAGCGGGCUCACGGAUGAGGCAGCCUACAGCGCCUGCUCGGAGCCGGAUGCCAGCACGAAGGAUUUCAUGUUUCAGCAGACAAUGUUAAGAGUAAAGGAUCCUAAGAAGUCACUGGACUUUUAUACAAGAGUACUUGGAAUGACACUGCUUCAAAAAUUUGACUUUCCUACUAUGAAGUUCUCACUCUAUUUCCUGGGGUAUGAAGAUAAAAAKGAUAUCCCGAAAGAUAAAGCUGAGAGAACACCUUGGACCUUCUCUAGAAAAGCUACACUCGAACUGACACACAACUGGGGCACUGAAAAUGAUGACAGUCAGUCUUAUCACAAUGGCAAUUCAGAUCCCCGAGGAUUUGGACACAUUGGAAUUGCCGUUCCUGAUGUCUAUAAAGCUUGUAAGAGGUUUGAAGACCUAGGAGUGAAAUUUGUGAAGAAACCAGAUGAUGGUAAAAUGAAAGGACUUGCAUUUGUUCAGGAUCCUGAUGGCUACUGGAUUGAAAUUUUGAAUCCUAACCAUAUGGUGACUCUCACUUAGUUCUAGUGAAGUGUAUUCUGUAAGAGAUGCCCACUUUCACUCUCCUGGAGAAAAUCUGUGUUUGUGAAAUUCUUGCUUAGUAGAGAGGAAUCAGUCAUGYUCAGAGUCUCCUCCAAAACUAUCCCCUGGGACCUCACUUGGAUUCUUUUUUUCUUGUCCUGUGAUGCUCCUGCAAUGUGUUUCCAGUUAGGAAUACUCAAUAAUUUUCUGGAAAAGCACUUAACACAGAUUCUCCUCUUGAACAUUCAUUAUGAUAAUAUUUCAAUAAAUAUUGUCAAAAGAUAYGUGGCCAGAAAUUCACUGCAUUUCACACUGAUGAACAGCAAAUCCUGUAUUACUACUGAUAAGCAUCAACAAGGAGGAAAAAAGAAACUUCAGAAUAUUUUUUUAUGAAGUCAAAAGAUCCUGAAGCCUUCAUGCCCUAU